Molecule: messenger RNA, 2319 nt
Organism: Tetrahymena thermophila SB210
Lineage: Eukaryota; Ciliophora; Oligohymenophorea; Hymenostomatida; Tetrahymenidae
Product: DEAD/DEAH-box helicase
Exons: 5
Cellular component (GO): nucleus; ribonucleoprotein complex; cytoplasm
Molecular function (GO): RNA helicase activity; RNA binding; ATP binding
Source: RefSeq, a predicted model, not a curated record
UUACCAAAAUUAAAGAAAUAUAUAAUUUAGAAGAAAAAUUAAAAAGUUAUAAGUUUUCUGCAUCAAUAGUUAGCUAGUGCACGAGAGAGAAAUUUUGAAAGAGGAAUAGAAGAAGAAAAUAAGAAUAUAUAUAUAUAUAUGAUUAACUUAUUAAAAAUUAGUAGUAAGACUAAGUUAAUUAGUAGUUUGAGCUCAAGUGCUUCUGCAUUUAAAAUAAUCAAACAAAAUUCUGAAAAUUUAUAAUUUCAAAAACUAAUAACCAAAUAAUUAUAUCAAAUGUCAAGAUAAAUCUAAAGCAAUUCUAAUAAGGGAGAAGGCUCAGACUAUGAGAGUCAUCAAAGCUCCGACAACCAACAGAAAUAAGGAAAUGGCUACUUCAAUAACAGAAAUGUCAAUGGCCAAAAUUAAAAUGGCUACUAAAGCAAUGGCUAUAACAAUAGAGGUGGAUAUCAAAAGAGCUACGGAACAAACAAGUACAAUAACGGAAAUGGCUAUGGUAACUCCAAUGGUGGCUACUUCAAUAACAACAAUAAACCAAAUGGAUACUUCAAUGCCAAUAAAAAGUUUGGAAAUGAAGAGCAAAAAACUAACGUAGAUAAUCAAAAACCUUACGGAUACAACUAAUAAAAUAACAACUAGUCUAAUAAGGACUUGAAUAACAGCGGCUACAGUGAUGAAAAUCACUUAGGUGAAAAUUUACACGAUAUUGACUACACAAAGGUCGAGCUCAAGCCUUUCUAAAAGGUUUUCUACUAAGUUGGUAAAUCAAUACAUACUGAUGAAGAAAUUGCUACCUACUAAAGAGAGAAGGGUAUUAUAAUCCGUUCAAAGCACAAAGAGGUUCCCUAACCUUUCAUAAAAUGGAACGAAACCAAAUUCCCCAAAUAUAUUAUGUCCGUAAUAGAAGACAGCAAAUUCUCUGAACCUAUGCCCAUCUAAGCUCAGUCUUUCCCUAUUGUGUUGAGUGGUCAUGACUUGAUAGGUAUUGCUUAAACUGGUUCAGGAAAAACUCUUUCUUUCAUGCUUCCUGCUCUUGUUCAUAUUAAUGCCCAAGAUCCCGUAAAGCCAGGCGAAGGCCCUAUUGCAUUAGUUUUGGCUCCAACCAGAGAAUUGGCAAACUAAAUAUAAGAACAAUGCUUCAAAUUUGGCAGCAAAUGCAAAAUUAGCAGUGUUUGUGUUUAUGGUGGUGCCCCUAAGAUUUACCAAGAAAAGGAACUCCGUAAUGGCUGCGAUAUUGUCAUUGCUACUCCUGGUAGACUCAUUGAUUUCUUGGAAAGUAAUGUUAUCGACUUGAAGAGAGUAACUUAUCUUGUUCUCGAUGAAGCCGAUAGAAUGCUUGAUAUGGGUUUUGAACCUUCCAUCAGAAAAAUCGUUGGCUAAAUCAGACCUGAUAGAUAAACUCUUAUGUUCUCUGCUACUUGGCCUUAAACUGUUAGAAGACUUGCCCUUGAUUUUUGUCAUGGAGAUCCUAUUCACAUUCAAAUUGGUGAUAUGGAAAACAACGUCAACAAUGAUAUCGAUCAAUAAGUUGAAAUCAUUGAUAAAAGCCAAAAAUACGAUAGAGUUAAAGAAAUUCUUAGCACAAUGACAAGAUCUGAUAAGACCAUUAUCUUUACUUAAACAAAGAAAGAUUGUGAUGAUCUUAGCAAAGCUCUCUAAACUGACAAUAUAAGAAACAUCUGUAUCCAUGGUGAUAAAUCCCAAAGAGAUAGAGAUAAAGUUAUGGACCUCUUCAAAACUGGUAGAGUCAACACUUUAAUUGCAACCGAUGUUGCAUCUAGAGGUCUUGAUGUCAAGGACAUUAAAUUAGUUAUUAACUAUGAUUUCCCUAAGCAAAUCGAAGACUACGUACAUAGAGUCGGUAGAACUGGAAGAGCAGGUGCUUAAGGUAAAGCUAUUUCAUUCCUUGAUCAAUAUGAAGACAAGAAGAUUUCUAAGGAAUUAGUUGAUGUCUUGAAGUAAAAUAAUUAAGAAAUUAGUCAAGAUCUUCUUGAACUCUCUGAAGCAAACUACAAGGGUAAUUACAGUAAUAACUAUAAUAAGAACAGAAGUAGCAAGCCUUACAGUGGUGGAUACAAUAAUAACAGAAACUAUUAUGGAAAUAAUAACGAAAUGGGUUUCAGAAACAGCAAUAAUGGAUUCUCUAACAAUGGCUACCAAAAUGGUAACAGCAACGGAGGUUAUAGAAGCCAAUAGAACAAUAAUGGGUUCCAAAAUAAUAACUAUAACCGUGACUUCCCUAAGAGAUAGGAAGAUGGCAACGGUGGUUCUGAACAACCUAAGAAAUUCGGUUUCUUCAACCCAAAGAAAGACAACUGA